This is a messenger RNA of Cuscuta campestris, 1107 nucleotides long. The record is from the annotation of a GenBank genome assembly. NCBI's taxonomy places the organism in Eukaryota, Viridiplantae, Streptophyta, Magnoliopsida, Solanales, Convolvulaceae.
UAGCAUCCUUGAUUAGAAAUUGAACCAGCAUUUUCACUUGCAACUCUUCCUGGGAGAGCAAAAUCAAGUUCCGAGGUGCUACAGUCUUUCUUUCUCCUUUCUCUAACAAAUCAUGAAGAUCAUGGUAGCCAUCAAACGGGUCAUUGACUAUGCCGUCAAAAUCCGGGUCAAAACCGACAAGAGUGGCGUAGAGACCAGCAAUGUGAAGAUGUCGAUGAACCCGUUUUGCGAAAUCGCUCUGGAAGAAGCGAUCCGGAUCAAAGAUUCGGGUCGGGCCGCGGAGGUUGUGGCGGUGAGUAUCGGCCCGGCUCAAUCCGUGGAUACUCUGCGGACCGGGUUGGCCAUGGGCGCGGACCGGGCGAUUCACGUGGAAGCCCCGGCGGCUGCGCCUCUGUACCCGCUUUCCGUUGCAAAGAUUCUGAGAGCUCUUGUUGAAAUUGAGAAGCCCGGGCUUCUUCUCCUUGGGAAACAGGCAAUUGAUGAUGAUUGCAACCAGACUGGUCAAAUGGUUGCAGGGCUUCUUCAAUGGCCGCAAGGGACAUUUGCUUCAAAGGUCAUUCUGGACCAAGAAAAGCAGGUGGUUACUGUUGAUAGAGAGGUCGAUGGCGGGAUUGAAACGCUGUCUUUGGACCUACCCGCAGUCAUCACCACGGACCUGAGACUGAACCAACCGAGGUACGCAACGCUCCCGAACAUCAUGAAAGCGAAGUCGAAGCCAAUAAAGAAGAUCACUCCUCAGGAACUGAACGUUGAGAUUGAAUGCGACAUGGAGAUUGUGCAAGUGACUGAGCCUCCCAAGAGAAAAGCCGGCGUUAUACUCUCAUCUGUGGAUGAGCUCGUUGACAAGCUGAAGAAUGAAGCAAGAGUCCUUUGAUUCUCUUUGCUCAUUUCUUCUUCAUUAUUAAUAAUAAUAGCUCCUUGGGAGGAACUUUGGGCUUCUGAAUGAGCUUGUUUCACUUAAAUAUUGGUUCAGCCAAAAUCACUUCAGUCCAGAUAAGUUUAAUUCCGUUUCCUUAGAUUACAAUUACGAUUAACUUUCAUGCCAAUUCAACCAGAGCACCAAAUAGGAUCUAAAAAACGUUUGAAGAGUAAAUAAGUACGAUGAAU